This is a messenger RNA of Penicillium verhagenii, 1554 nucleotides long. Its product is annotated as cytochrome P450. Gene Ontology annotation, molecular function: iron ion binding; monooxygenase activity; heme binding. The transcript is spliced from 4 exons. NCBI's taxonomy places the organism in Eukaryota, Fungi, Ascomycota, Eurotiomycetes, Eurotiales, Aspergillaceae. The record is from RefSeq and is a predicted model, not a curated record. The coding region runs from base 1 to 1554 and encodes 517 amino acids.
AUGGCCAUCCUAUCGACCCUGUCGGCCUUACAGUGGCAAAUGGUCCAGAGCCCAUGGCAAUCCUUGGGUAUCACCGCCUUCUUGCUCCCAUUCCUCUAUAUUAUUCUGAACGAGUUUAUUCGAUCAUCCGCCCGUGUCAAGGGUAUGAAAGGUCCCCGAGGCUUGCCGUUGAUCGGAAAUCUGGCUCAGAUCCGGGUGAACGCUGCGGAGCAGUAUCGCAUAUGGUCCAAGAAGUUUGGGGCCGUGUACCAGAUUCAACUAGGAAACAUUCCAGUCGUCGUCGUGAACUCAGCUGCGUCCGCCAAGGUGCUCUUUGGCCAAAAUGCCCAGGCCCUAAGCUCACGACCAGAGUUUUAUACAUUCCAUAAAAUUGUUUCCAACACCGCAGGUACCACCAUCGGAACUUCGCCUUAUAGCGACUCCCUGAAGCGCCGCCGCAAGGGCGCUGCCUCCGCCCUAAAUCGACCCUCAGUGGAUUCAUAUGUCUCCCACCUGGAGGUUGAAUCAAAGGCUUUUGUGGAGGAAUUGUUUCGAUAUGGCAAGGGUGGGGCGACGCCCGUUGACCCGAUGCCUAUGAUCCAGCGCCUAAGCUUGAGUUUGGCCCUAACUCUCAACUGGGGAGUGCGAGUGGCAUCACAGGAAUCAGAGCUCUUUGACGAGAUCACUCAUGUGGAAGAGGAGAUCAGCAAGUUUAGGAGCACCACGGGAAAUCUGCAGGAUUAUAUUCCUCUCCUGCGAUUAGAUCCGUUCAGCAGAAACUCGAAAAAGGCUGCGGAGAUGCGAAUCCGUCGUGAUAAGUACCUGGGUGCUCUUAACCGAGAUUUGGAUGAUCGGAUGGAAAAGGGAACUCACACACCUUGUAUUCAGGCCAAUGUGAUUCUGGACAAGGAAGCUAAGUUGAAUACCGAAGAACUCACCUCUAUCAGUUUGACCAUGCUCUCGGGGGGUCUGGAUACCGUGACCACUCUCGUUGCUUGGAGUAUUGGCUUGCUCUCCACGCGCCCGGAUGUGCAGGAUAAGGCCGCCAAGGCUAUCCAGGAAAUGUAUGGGCAGGAUGAGCCCAUGUGCUCAGCUGAUGACGAUCAGAAGUGUGCCUAUGUUGUUGCCUUGGUUCGAGAAUGUCUUCGAUAUUUCACAGUGCUCCGACUGGCCCUGCCCCGAACUUCAAUUCGGGAUAUCACCUAUGAAGGGACAGUGAUCCCCAAGGGCACGGUCUUUUUCUUGAAUGCCUGGGCAUGCAAUAUGGACCCCGACGUUUGGACAGACCCGGAAGAGUUCCGACCGGAGCGAUGGUUGGAGCAACCCGAUGCACCAUUAUUCACGUACGGCAUGGGUUACCGCAUGUGUGCCGGGUCACUGCUUGCCAAUCGAGAACUCUAUCUGGUCUUCAUGCGGACCCUGAACAGCUUCCGGAUUGAAUCGCACGAGGACGUUGACUGGCAUCCGGUCCAUGGGAACUCGGACCCCGCCAGUCUAGUGGCCAUCCCCCAACGGUACAAGGUGCGGUUCGUGCCCAAGGACGCGGCCGCGUUGGGAAAAGUGGUGGCGCAAUGA